Messenger RNA from Rhododendron vialii, 4458 nucleotides. RefSeq lists its product as uncharacterized. The record is from RefSeq and is a predicted model, not a curated record. Lineage: Eukaryota; Viridiplantae; Streptophyta; Magnoliopsida; Ericales; Ericaceae. The coding region runs from base 3187 to 4458 and encodes 423 amino acids. The transcript is spliced from 9 exons.
GAACUGCUCUGCUUGCUUUUGUGCACCUUGAAGUUCAGUUUUACUGCUUUUUGGUUGUGCUUAUACAUACUUCACUUUAAUUGUGGUAGUUAACACUUAUCGUGAUGGGCUGUGACUGUGUACAUAUUCUUGAAAUAGGAGUGGUUGCCAUCUAUCUAUGGAGUAUUUCACUAUAGAAGUAUCCGACUUCAUUUUUUUUUGGUUUGUUUCCUUUAUAUAUAGAUACAUUAAAGAAUGAUACUAACAAACUGAAUUUUUAGUUGAUCAACUAAAGUCAAGCGAAGCGAGGCCAAUAUUGAUUUAUGACAUUAGUAAAGGAGAUAGUUUAGAUGGUGCACAGGUCUCAGAGUACAACCUUUCAAUAACUUCUAAUCAUGGAGCUGUUACGUUCCGACUUCUGAUAAUUUCCCCAUCACUCUCUAUUCAACUCAACUCUCCUAUUGAUGCCAACCAACAUCACUUUAUCAAUCUACUUAAUAAUGCCAAUAUGAUUGCUUUAUGAAUGGCCAAAUUUCUUCUUUUGAUAUCAGUGCGCAAUUUCAGAACCAAGAUUCCAACCUUUUCCAAAAAAUUCCUUCAGUUGCCUCUUAUAUCAUUCUUGGUUUUUCCCAAUUCCUUUAUUCUUUUUUCCCUUCUUAUUUGCCUUUGUUUAUGAACUUUCAGCUGUUCAUUUGAUGGUAGAAUUAGGUUCGGCACCGAUCAUGCCCUUUUACUAGUGGAUGUUCAAUUGUUGGACUUGUUUUAAUUACCGUUCUUGAUGAAUGUAGAAUAUGCUUAGCAUUGAUUACUUUUCAGUGGUUUAAAACGAGAAGGUUUGACAUUACUGGGCUGAUAUCCUCUCUAUUAAGAGCUCAUCAUGCACAUGAUCCAAUCAUUCUUGUGACAUCAAGAUACUUGCUAAGGUGAUUCAUUAAUUUCUCAUUCAUUCACUUUCAGCGAGUAAUGAGUAUUGUUUCUCUCUGUCUCUCUUGCUUUAUUUGGUGUCACGUUUCUUUGAUGUUGUACCCAUGAUACGCCGCAUACACAAAAUGUUUUGCUUACAUCAACGAAGUUCAUCUUCCAUUUUAGAUCUUGCUGAGAGGUGAUAUAAACAAAUGGAGUGUUGUGUGUGAGGUUUUUGCAUGUGUCGAGAGAAGUUAACUUGUAUGUGUAUAAUAUUUGGGGCACUAGCUCUUGUUGAGUAAGUGGGUGGGCAAUUUUUGUUGGUCUGUGGGCAAAUCAAGGGUGGUCAUUAGGCUAUACAUUGGUGGGGUUCCAGUUGGUCUUGAUGUUCAGUCCAGUUAGUAUGGGAAGGUUAGUUAAAGAGAUGGUCAAUUUAGUCAUGAAGAUGGAUUGAUGGAGUAUCGUCGCACACAAAUCUCAAGUCUUGUUUUCAUGCUUUGAGGCUGGGACAGCUUAAUCAAUUUCAGCAUUUCCAAUCAGUUCCUGCAUUCUCUACAUUCUUAUAUGCCAUAGUUGUCAAAAGCGCGCCCAGGCGAGGUGCAGGAUAGGCGCCUUGUGUCAGCAGGGGAUCAAUUUCUCUGGGUCUCUCUGAUUGAUCAGCAGCAGCAGUGAAUUCAAGCGAUUCGUUGGCUGUAAAACCCUAACCGCACCUGAUCGACUUGCUUCGAACCGUCUCACACUGAUUUGAACACUGUACAACAAUAUUCGAGCCAUUUCGAGCCCUAAUCUGCAUCUUUGAGGUUCGAAAUCGAGUUGGGUCUAAGAAUUGAAUCCCAAUCUUGCUGAUUCAAACCCUCAAUCACCUUAUUAAACUUCAAAAGUCAAUGUAUUCACGAUUUCGACCCUUGACUUUUUGAUUGGAGUGCCAUAUCACCAGAUUGAAUCGCAUACGUGUACGCAUCCUUGAACUAUGCAUUUUGUUAUUUUGGCAUCAAACUAAGCAUGUUUCAUCUUCAAAUGGUUAAGAGUAAUUUCACACAUACCCAAAAUGGACAAGACUAGAGUGAAUGAGUGAUUGGACUGAUCCAUAUAUUUUAAAAGGAACUUACCUUGUUUGGGCAUAGUCUCUGGAUAGGGGUGAAAGUAUGCUAUGAUAACUUCAUAUUAUCAUAAAUGAACUAUCUUUGUCAUAGUUUCUUGUUUUCUCUUGCUCCACACAUGAAAAGGUGGUCAAAAUUUUAUCAAAUGAUAACUUUCUAUCAUUUAUGAGUUUUAAGUUAUGACUUGGUAGUAAUUAACUUGACUUAAUCCGUAAAAACGUUGCUAUGGUAUUUGUGUCCUGAUAAAGUGUACAUGGAUGGGAAUAUUUUCCAAGCUUAUUUUUGUCAUAAGAUCGGCAUCUCUUCAUUGCGUAAAAUUGAUAGUGCAAUUGAUUUUGUUAACCUUUUUGGGAAACUUGUAUUUAUUUAUUUUUGCCAAUCAAUAACGGAAAACCUGUAUAUUUGCUUCUCAAAAGCUAAUUGCUUUGUCCAGUAUAUUUGAUAUGGUUUGCUAAUUUGGUCAACUUAACCAUUUUGCAUUCUUUCACUUUACUUUUGUGAUUCUGGGUCAAGAUAUAAAUUCAUAUACGUGACAAAUAAGCACAAAUUUUACUUCAAAUUUCUGUUUUCUUAUAAGCUAUUCAUGCACAUAGACAAUGAAGUUUUUCUUUUUAAAUUUAACUUGGUAAGCUACAGUGUUAUGUAUUUUGAGCAAAAGUUUGUGGUAGGCCCUUCUCCUGAUUUUCCUUUGUGCCACAGUACGUUUUUGCUUCAUGUGGUUCUCUUUGGAAUACUUAGUAUGAUUCAAGUUCAGAAUUUGAUGGAUGACAGCUAUGGAUAUUAUAUAUUUGUUCUUUUUUAUCUCCUGCUUAUCUCCAAUCAAGUUUUUUGCAUAGGUUUCGGCGGUGUUGGCAUUUCCCCUUUUGUUUUCAUUGGUUGCGAUCGCUGAAGUAUCUAGCCCAUUAGGCAAGAAAACACCUUUUAUCUUCUGCGACAUUUGGGAGUCAAAUGGAAAUUAGUAGUUUUUAUAUGCAAAUAGCAAAUCAGAUUGUGUUUGAUGUAUUCUUUGUCCUUAUUUUCAAUGCAUUAUAUUUCAGAAUAAUUUUGAAAGAUGCAAGUGGGGAAAGAAAGAAAACCGACAACAUUUUAAAGAAGGAUUACAUAGACAAAGGUCCAGUAGUUUACUUGCAAAGACAUAAGUUUUAGACUGGAAUCGCUAGAAGGAUCAUCCCUGCACAGCUAUCACCUCAUUAAGGAGUUAUUAAUGCCUUCCACUUUCCAGCCUGGACUCUCUCUCUCAGCCAACUCCUACGGACGAGAAUAUCAUCAUCAUCAUCGGCGAUUUCUCUUCUCUUUCAUUUGCGACAGCGGCAGUUUGAAGGGGGUUGCUUUGGAUUCAUCAAGUUAUGGUCAAUUUGAGGUUGCUAAGGCCAGAUUCAAGCAUAAGCGGUGUGCCCAUGGUUUUUGGUUUCAACAUAUGAUUUGUCUCAACUCUAAGCUUCAUCCACAAGAAGUGCAGAUUUUGACCUCUUCUGUGCUUCUUCUAUGUUUUGGCAAUUUGGAAACGAUGGGAGCGUUCACGGUGGUUGCUAUCAUGAUGCAAUUGAGUGGUGCAUCUGGUCUUGUGAUAGCUGUUUUAGAAAAGAAAGCUGGUCCAGCUCCCAGGAAGGGAUAUAUUAACGAUGGAAAGCCUAUUGAUACCCUUAAGUCUGCUGUAGAGACCAAAAUUGAGAGUACAAAGGAAGUCAAGAAAGUGAAUAAAGAGUCAUUUUCAUCCCCACCAGUGAUGCAUUUUCCACCGUUAAGCAGUUCUGGUACUCGAACCUCCUCUAUGGCUACUAAUGAUGUGGAAGUAGUGGAAGUGGAAGGACCUACAAAGCAAAAACGUAGGAGUUGGAGGAAAAGUGAGGAGGAUGCAUUAAUGAAGUGCAUGCUCAAUGAAGCGGCAGAGAAGUGGAAGGCCGAAAAUGGCUUCAAAACGGGUUACUUCACCCAUUUGGAGAAGGAGUUAGAGAAAGUGCUCCCGGGGUGCAACCUUAAAGCAAACCCCCACAUUGACUCCAAUGUGAGGUAUUGGAAAUCCGUAUGGGCUAGAAUUGUAGACAUUACAAACCUAAGUGGUUACGGGUGGGAUGCGGUCAACAAAUGCAUCGACGUGGAGCAAGCCAUAUGGGAUGUGUAUGAAAAGGCCCAUCCUAAAAAGGCCCAAGGCUUGUACGAGAAGUCUUUCCCGUACUUUGAAGAUUGGCAAACCAUAUUUGGCAAGGAUAGGGCUACGGGGACAGCCGCUGAAGAUUAUGACGAAAUAACGCAGCCGGAUAUUCCCAACGAAAGUGUGGAGCCACACAACUCCAAUGACUUUUAUGAUGCCUUAUUGGAUAACUACGAUCAACAUCUCCCCAACACUCCUACAACUCCCGUAACUCCCACACCUCAUUCGUCACUCCCCACAUCCACUCCCCGUGGGUCAACGCCGGCGGCUAAUGCCGGAGUCCCAAACAAGAGAAAGAGGACAAGAAUGGGUGAUGCGGAGUAG